This is a messenger RNA of Melitaea cinxia (Glanville fritillary), 1472 nucleotides long. RefSeq lists its product as uncharacterized. The record is from RefSeq and is a predicted model, not a curated record. Bases 1 to 909 code for a protein of 302 amino acids. The transcript has a single exon. NCBI's taxonomy places the organism in Eukaryota, Metazoa, Arthropoda, Insecta, Lepidoptera, Nymphalidae.
AUGAGCGUCUCAAAGGUAAAUACUUCAUUAAAUUCAUCAAAUUAUUCAAAUACUUCGUCUCAGUUGGACAGUUAUGAAGACGUGCAAACGGCCAGUGUGCGAAAUUAUGUAAAAGAUUUGUUAAAAUCGCGAAUAUUCUUGGGUCGUUAUCUUGAAAGACGACUUGUUGAUGAACGUAUUGGAUAUCGGGACGUCGUAUUAAUUAGUCAAGCAGAAGUUGAGUUGAAGAAGGAUUUACAAGAAGCUCAACACAAACUUCAGGUUGUGCAUCCAAGCUCUCAUUGGAUUGGCAUCUCAGAUUCCGAAGUUUUGGGACAUAAUUCUGGUAUUUGUCUUUGGACAGAAAUAGAUAAUCAACCAUUAGGCGCUUUUUGGUUUCAAAUAAAAACCAUUAGAUUUAGACAAUUUGAAAUUAUUGUCAUAUUGAAAUGUGUAAGACACAUAACUGACGCAUUUUUAGAGUUAGAGCCAAUAUUGACAGGAGCGAUAGAAAAAUCCAAAAGUAACAAUACUACGAAACAAAUUAGUAAUGUAUCAUCACUCAGUGAUACAUAUGCUGAAAUAGCUAAAAAUGUUCAAGAUGCGUUCUCCAUAAAAAAUGCAAAGGAAUUCAUAACAUUUUUAUUUGCAUUUGUUAUUGCAAUUUUCACUGGUAGCACUGCUUUUAUAAACUUUCUAGGUAACUUUAUUUUAGCUUUAGUCAGGGAAAUUUCUAUUUUAGUAAAAAAUUCCACGCCUAUGUUUUUAGGAUUUUUAGAUUUCAUAAGUAAAAUAAUUGGUGGUUUUUACAUAUUGCUGGCCAUGUUAUUCAAGCCUAAUACGCCAAACCCUUUAAGUAAGAGAAACAUUGGAUAUUAUAAAAGAACUCCACAAAAAUAUGAAACUUAUGAUCAUAGAAAUUUUGACUAAUAUAUGCAAGUAUUAUUUUUUUUUUGUAAUAACUCUAAGAUCUCAAUUAUACCAUGUUUUAUUAUUUUUAUACAGUAAAUAAAUUAUUAUAAUGUUAUAUAAAAUUGGAAUUUGUUUAUAUUAUAAAUGCAGCUUUUAUUUACAUCUUUUUAUGUUGUGGUGUGCUCUCAUAAAAUUAUUUUGGGUAAGACUUGGUGUUUUAAUUGAUAUUAGUAAGCUUAGACUAGAAGCAGAUAAAAUGCAUAUUUAUUAUUCUAAAGAAGUUGUCUAAUUCCUUUAGUAUUCUAUAACAAUAUAAAACUUAACCACUGUGAUUAUCGAAAAAUCUAGUUAUUUAUGUAAAUUGGAUUUAGUCUCUCGGAGAUUUAAGAAAGUGAAGUGAGAAGUGAGAAAAUUAACACAGAUUAACUAUAAAACCAUUGUUUUAUUAUUGUUAUUGGUAUAAAUACUUUAUAGGUGUUUUAUUAUGCAUUUAUAAAAAAUUUUAUAUACUGGAUUUUGCUAUGUAAUCAAAGUAUAGCUGAUAUACAUUUGUGAAAAGAAAUAUAAAUCGUAUAUUAAUA